This is a messenger RNA of Suillus subaureus, 231 nucleotides long. RefSeq lists its product as uncharacterized. Gene Ontology annotation, cellular component: membrane. The transcript has 3 exons. NCBI's taxonomy places the organism in Eukaryota, Fungi, Basidiomycota, Agaricomycetes, Boletales, Suillaceae. Gene Ontology annotation, biological process: transmembrane transport. The annotation marks the transcript as partial. The record is from RefSeq and is a predicted model, not a curated record. Gene Ontology annotation, molecular function: ATPase-coupled transmembrane transporter activity.
GCAACAUCUGCAGUUGAUCUAGAUACCGACCGAGCGAUUCAAGAAAUUAUCCGAGGUCCAAUCUUCCGCGAUGUGACUAUUCUAACCAUUGCGCACCGCUUAAACACGAUCAUGGAGUCUGAUAGGGUUCUAGUUCUAGAUGCUGGAAGGAUUGCGGAAUUUGAUACGCCAAAGAAGUUGCUGGAGGACAAAGGUUCUAUUUUCCGCUCUAUGGCGAUGGAUGCUGGUUUA